GACUAGCAGUACAAACCUGAAACGUUUCCUUUUUCCAAUUUUAUUUCCCCAUAUUCUUCAAAACUUUCAUUCUUUCUGCCAAACUUUCUUCAUCAAAUCACACAGCAUCAUAUACCAGACUAAUCUAUAUAUAAACACAUGUAUCCAAAGGUUAAGGUUAGAACAGACGAAAGUGGAGAAGAUGAUCACCAUGAACAUAAUUGGAGUUCUUUGCUUUCUUUAAAGGAUAUUCAAUUUCUCUUAUUACAGGAUCCUCGUUUUCCAGUGAAGGAGUAUCGAGAUGUUUCUCCAUUACCCAUUGCAAGAAUUCCCAGCUCCUAUGUACCUAAUGUAGUCUUGCCAACAGAAUUGCCUUCUCAAGAACCGGACAACAAAAGCAGCACUUCUACUGAGGAGGAGGAUAAACCAAAGGUCAGAGCCAGUUCGGUGUCUCGUCCCCGUGCUGUCAUAUCUAGUCCUGAUAAUGAUGCACUGGUUGCAAACAAAAACAAAGUUAAAGCACUCAGGCCUUCUGCUUUGAAGAGGCCUAAUGUGAUUCAAAGCAGACAUGAACAAUGUAAGGUUGCCCCUAGUCAAGCCACUGAUGGAUGGAACGCAACAACGAAGUGCACGAACACUACUACUGAUAAGAAGAUUAAUCUUAGACAAGAAAAAGGUUCGGCAACUGCACUAUCAAACCAUAGAAGAAAUGGCACAGCUACUAAACCAAGUUUUGUAACAAAUUGAUAGCUUUCUCUACAUGUGUUGUUAUCUACUGAGAGCAUUUUUGAUUCCUCGUGAAAAUACUACAGGCUGAAUUACAUUCUA
Mercurialis annua (annual mercury) is the source of this 807-nucleotide messenger RNA. RefSeq lists its product as uncharacterized. The transcript is spliced from 5 exons. The record is from RefSeq and is a predicted model, not a curated record. Lineage: Eukaryota; Viridiplantae; Streptophyta; Magnoliopsida; Malpighiales; Euphorbiaceae. Bases 139 to 726 code for a protein of 195 amino acids.